Molecule: messenger RNA, 522 nt
Organism: Acanthamoeba castellanii str. Neff
Lineage: Eukaryota; Discosea; Longamoebia; Acanthamoebidae
Exons: 1
Coding region: 1-522 (173 amino acids)
Molecular function (GO): protein binding
Source: RefSeq, a predicted model, not a curated record
AUGUCGGAGGCAGGGGAGAGCCGCAGCGGUCGUAGUCGCAGGGAUAGGGACCGGAUCAGGCCCGCGACAGUGACCACCCGCUCGUCUUCUUCUUCCAGCCGCUCGUCUCGGUCCUCUGCCGCAGCCGCGGCUGUGGCGCCCACCCCACCAACCGCGGCCAAGAAGAAGCUGCGCAGCACACAAGCCAACAACAAAGCCAGCGCCGUCGUGUCUGUACGGCCCCAGCAGUGCCAGGACAACGAGAGAGUUGUAGUCGUGUGGGUGUGGCUUCACUUCUUCUUCUUCUUCAUGUCUAACCCAGCUGAGUACGUGGGGUUGGACAAACAGGCCAACUCGUAUCUGGGGAAGCUGAGCCCUUCUGCGCUGGGCAAGUACCAGAAGCACUACCGCCUGCGGGGCAAGAGCGACACGGCCGAGACGCUCCUCAAGUCCGUCGUGCGCCACUUCGAAGCGCAGAACGUGGAGGAGGCUGAGGUGGUGCAGAACUUCCUCUUGGCCCUUCAGAAGGUGGCCGGCCACUAA